ACUUGAUUCCUUAUAUUGCAGGUAGAGUGGAAGUUGAAAUUUGGGCAAAAAAUAAUUCAAUUUUAGGUCUAAUUCUGGCCCAACUUAGAUUGAGUUUUGUAGGUCAAUGCCAAGGAAUGGACUUCCUACACAUGCAAACAUACGCACGUUUACUCAAUUCCUUAAACUCCCAAAACUGCGUCAGACAAGGGAAGCAACUCCACCUUCUUUUUCUCAAAAAUGGCAUCUUGUUUUCCACUCUGAGCAUCGCUAAUCGCCUCCUUCAAAUGUACGCAAGGUGCGGAAGAAUGGACGACGCCCGGAACCUGUUCGACGAAAUGCCGCAAAAGAACUGUUUCACUUGGAACACUCUUCUCGAAGGGUAUGCUAAGUCUGGGCACAAGACUGAUAUGUUAGACCUCUUUCACUCAAUGCCCCAGAAAAAUGACUUCUCAUGGAACACGAUCCUUUCCGGGUUGGCGAAAGUGGGCGAACUGGAUGCUGCAAGACGGUUGUUGAAUGAGAUGCCGAAGAAGAACGGUAUUGCGUGCAGCACGAUGAUUCAUGGUUAUGCAAGAAAUGGGAGGCCAGGGAAGGCUCUGGUUUUGUUUAAGGAGUUCUUGAAGUGGGAAGCUGUUGAGAGUGGAGGGGAGUUGAGGUGGGACCCGGUUGUUUUAACGACAGUGGUUGGGGCUUGUUUGGAGUGUGGGAGUAUUGAUUUGGGGAAGCAGGUUCAUGCUAGGAUGAUCAUUGAUGGUGUGGAAUUUGAUGCUGUUUUAGGGAGUUCACUGGUUCAUAUGUAUGGGAAAUGCCGUGAUUUGGAUAGUGCUGAUCGAAUUUUAAAUGCGAUGGAUGAUCCAGAUGAUUACUCCUUGUCAUCAUUGAUUUCAUGCUUUGCAAACUGUGGUAGGAUCGAAGAUGCAAGAAGGGUUUUUGAACUUAAAUCGAACCCUUGUGUCGUUGUGUGGAAUUCUUUAAUAUCAGGAUAUGUUGCUAAUGGUGAUGUGGAUGGAGCCUUGAUGUAUUUUAGUGAGAUGCGUAAGCAAGGGGUUGUUGGAGAUUAUUCUACAUUUUCUAGUGUUCUAAGUGCCUGUAGUAGUGUAGGAGUUCCUAGGAAUUGCACGCAACUGCAUGCACAUGCUCAUAAGUUGGGGAUCGUUUAUCACCUCGUUGUUGCCAGCGCCCUGAUUGACGCAUAUGCCAAGUGUAGGAGUCUUGAUGAUUCUUGCAAAUAUUUUGGUGAGCUCAAAGCUUAUGAUACUGUUUUGCUGAAUACUAUGAUCACUAUCUACUGCAACAUUGGUAGAAUGGAAGAGGCAAAAAGCAUUUUCUGUGGCAUGAAGUUUAAGAGUUUGAUCUCAUGGAAUUCAAUGCUAGUAGGCCUAAGUCAGAAUGGCUACCCUGUAGAAGCAUUAGAAAUUUUUUGUACAAUGAAUAAAAUUGAUUUAAGCAUGGAUAGAUUUACUCUAUCUAGUGCCAUUAGUGUUUGUGCCAGCAUUACAUCGCUGGAACUCGGUGAACAGAUUUUUGCUAGAGCUACUGUCAUUGGUGUGGAUUUUGAUCAGGUCAUAACGACAUCCCUUAUAGACUUGUAUUGUAAGUGUGGUUUUGUUGAGGUUGGUCGCAAACUGUUUGACCAAAUGGUGAAAUCUGAUGAAGCUUCUUGGAAUUCAAUGUUGAUGGGUUAUGCUACGAAUGGUUAUGGAGUUGAAGCUUUGUCUCUAUUUGAGAAGAUGAGACAUGACAAUGUUAGACCGAGUGAAGUUACAUUUACUGCAGUUCUAUCGGCUUGCGAUCAUUCUGGACUGGUAGAAGAAGGCAAAAAAUGGUUUUACUUAAUGAAGCAUCACUAUCAUAUUGAGCCUGGUAUUGAGCAUUACUCUUGCGUGAUAGAUCUAUUUGCGAGAGCAGGUCGUCUUCAAGAAGCUAUUGAUCUCAUUGAUAAAAUCCCUCACCUCUCUGAUGCUAGCAUGUGGUCAGCGAUUCUCAGAGGUUGCAUAGAAAGUGGAGACAAGCCACUUUCAAAGAGGGUGGUUGAGAAAAUUAUAGAACUUGAUCCUCAAAACUCUGGUGCUCUUGUACAGUUAUCGGGUCUAAUGGUCUCUACUGGAGAUUGGAAUCAGUCAGCACUCGUGAGACAGUUUAUGAGAGAUAUGAGAAUCCAAAAGAAUCCCGGCAGAAGCUGGUGUAAUAGUUGACGACAAAUGUAGAUUCAUUUCUUCAGGUGACGACAAAAGCAUCCCGGCAGAGGCCUCCUUCCAUAUAUUGGAUGUGCCAUUGCUUUGGGAGAAGCUCGGUUGGAUUGGAGACAGACCUUGGCUCACCUUUAGAUGAAUAGUCACUCUGGCAGAUGUACAACCAGAGAAAGCUCUCUGUUUCAAGCUCAACGAUGCAUUCACAGGAAGGACCACGGUCAGAAUUCUGAUCAGAAAGGUAGAAGAUGAAAGAUAUAAUUAUGGCAUUCGUCAACUUUAUACACCUGGAUAUUUGAGGUUGCAGUAGUUGGUGUCUGGAUUUAAUGUUACACAGAAACUACCCUGCUCCACUCUGUGUUGAUGUCCGCCAAAACUAGGAAUUGAAGAGACAAAUAAGGAUUGUCAUUUCUAGAUGAGUUCAACUCAAACUAUUAUUCAAGCACAAGAUCAGAGUGACACGUGAAAGGACCUUGCCUCCUUACAAAAGCCCUCAUGGGUUCCGGGAGAGGCCGGCCGCCUCCAUCUUGUCGUUCCGGAGGCUGGAAUCCACCUUGGCCGGAAAACAAGCUCAAGCUGUAGCUUACACUGA
Messenger RNA from Salvia splendens (bonfire salvia), 2763 nucleotides. Its product is annotated as putative pentatricopeptide repeat-containing protein At1g77010, mitochondrial. Gene Ontology annotation, biological process: RNA modification. The record is from RefSeq and is a predicted model, not a curated record. Gene Ontology annotation, molecular function: RNA binding; protein binding. The transcript has 5 exons. Lineage: Eukaryota; Viridiplantae; Streptophyta; Magnoliopsida; Lamiales; Lamiaceae. Bases 117 to 2177 code for a protein of 686 amino acids.